AUGAGUCUGUGGACCAAUUUGAAAUGGUUGCCGAACCCGGCCAGCAUACACGAUUACCCGGCUCUAACCGUCGGUUUGCUGUUGUUCACGUUCAUCUUGCUAAUCGUAGAUGUCGCGCUGGAAAAUGCCUUGAGCCACAAGUUCUCACUUUAUCCUGAAGCCCUUGGAGAAUUAGACCUCAACCGAGUCUCGUUCUAUCCCUUGUUUCAUUCUGGACUCUUCCAUUGGUUUCUCAAUGUGUUGACCCUCUUCCAGCCUUUAGCCAUUUUUGAAAAGACUCAUGGCACUGUGUACACUGGAAUCACCUUGAAUCUUUUGGCCGUGCUUACAGCCUUGCAGUACUGUAUUGCAGGCUACUGGCUCUACCCAGGCACCCAUGCUAUUGGGUUAUCGGCUCUUGUGUUCCUGUUCUUGGCCUGGUUGGCCUACAAGGAGCAUUUUGUACGUCCCAAUAUUGUCUUGUACAGACAAGAAGGUAGUGAGAUCAAGUUGCCCACAUUGUUCGCUCCAGUAGCUUACUUGUUCAUCAGUAUGAUCCUCUUGCCUGGCUCCUCAUUCUGGGGCCAUUUGGCAGGGCUCUUUGCAGGCUACUUCAUGGCCUUGGACUACAUGAAGGUGUUGUAUCCUCCAGCCAAGGUGAUCUUAUGGAUCGAAAAGAAGGUGGAUCCUUUGAUUCAGUGCUUGCAAGGUGUCGUUGUAUACUAUAAAGAGGAAGAUGCAACCCAUGUUAGAAGUGCUGGCUACACGCCUAUCUCCACUGUUGAUGUUGAAUCAAGUGUUUCUGUCGUUGCUGAAGCAAGUGCCAGCGCAUCCGAAUUCCAUGGUGAAGGUCAUGUGUUAGGAGCGUAA
Molecule: messenger RNA, 849 nt
Organism: Scheffersomyces stipitis CBS 6054
Lineage: Eukaryota; Fungi; Ascomycota; Pichiomycetes; Serinales; Debaryomycetaceae
Gene: RBD2
Product: putative rhomboid protease
Exons: 1
Coding region: 1-849 (282 amino acids)
Cellular component (GO): membrane
Molecular function (GO): serine-type endopeptidase activity
Source: RefSeq, a predicted model, not a curated record